UGUUGCUGAGGCAUACAGUAAGGAAGACGACGGCGAAAAUGGCUCGGAGCAUCUCAUACAUUACUGAAUCUCAGCUUCUCUCUCUUAAACGCCGCCCAAACAUCGCCAUCAUAGAUGUCAGAGACGAGGAAAGGAGCUAUGAUGGGCAUAUAGCAGGAUCUUUGCACUACGCGAGUGAUUCUUUCUCUGAUAAGAUGUCCAAUCUCAUUCAAGAUGUCAAAGGCAAAGACACCCUUGUCUUCCAUUGCGCUCUAAGCCAGGUUCGCGGCCCAACUUGUGCGCGGAAGUUAGUAAAUUAUUUUGAGGAGGUGAAGGAUGAUGCAGGGAUUAAAAACGUCUUGGUUCUCGAACGCGGCUUCAAUGGCUGGGAAGCCUCCGGUCGACCUGUUUGCCGCUGCAACAAGAAACCGUGCAAAGGUGAGAGCACAUCAGAAGUUGCAUAGCUGCCAUCUUUGAUAGAGAAGAAGAUUAUGAUGAUGGGAUGAACAUUUAGAAUUUACAUAUAUUGUAUCUGCCUACAAAAGUGCGUGCUUAAACGACAUUAUUCACUUCCAACUGAUAUAAAAUACAAAAGUAGUUUUCUGAUUCA
Messenger RNA from Morus notabilis, 589 nucleotides. Its product is annotated as dual specificity phosphatase Cdc25. The transcript is spliced from 3 exons. The coding region runs from base 39 to 443 and encodes 134 amino acids. Gene Ontology annotation, molecular function: protein tyrosine phosphatase activity. Gene Ontology annotation, cellular component: cytoplasm; nucleus. NCBI's taxonomy places the organism in Eukaryota, Viridiplantae, Streptophyta, Magnoliopsida, Rosales, Moraceae. The record is from RefSeq and is a predicted model, not a curated record.